GUAUAUCAUAUCUACCAGCCAUAGUUUCCCAGCAGGGUACAACUAGUUAUACGAUAGUUCAAGCCAGUAAGCCAAAAGCCACGCGAAACUAUAGUUCCAUCUGUAUACGAGCAAUGGACAUCAAUACUCCCCGAGGAUACCCCCCAACCGGGGAGAACAACUAUACAACAGUUCGCAGAAUAACCCACGCAUUAGAUCUACAUAGCUGGAAAUAUCCCUGACGAACCGGACUUGCCGUGUCGAAGAUCAUCGCGAUGUACUCCGUACGUAGAAUCAAUGCAGCUGAUCAAUCGCAGCUAAGAUCGUGACGAGGUCUCAUUUGCUAGGUUUCGGGUUCAUGCAUUGCCCAUCAUAGCUUUUUAUUCGCUGCUGGAACUUCCGUCAGGGGUUCGGGGGGUAUUUAAUGGUCUUCAGCCCAGAACAGCAUACCAUCACUUGCAGAUCAUCAUCUCAUUCCAUCUCAUCUCAUCACUGACAAAAUGCACCUGAACCUCCUAGCAUUAACAUGCCUCGUCGUCGCCACCACCGCCCUCCCCAACCCCAACCCUAACCCUCCCUCCUUAACCGCGCGCGAUUCCCUCCGACCCCGAUACUGGGACCUCACCCUCCAAAAGCCAGGCUGCAUUUCCAACGGCACAGACCCCUCCCUAACCCUCUACCACCGCUCCGGCACAGUCGCCACCUCAUGCACCUCCCUACUAACAGACCCCGGACCCGACGGGACGCCGAUUGACAUAAAAGCGGUGGACAGCAUCUCGUGGAAGAGCCCUGAUCCUAGUCGGCGGUAUGAUCUGUGUUUGUUUCGCGAUGGGGAGUGCGCGGAUGGGACGGGGGCGGUGGUUUUGAGGAGUGGAUGGGAGGUUGGGUGGAUAUAUGGGGAUUGAUGGUGUGGUGUUAUAUAUAUCGCAUUGCAUCCCAGCCCGUCUGGAUGGAUACUCCACUGGGAAUAAAAACAUCCAGUGCGUUACAUAUAAGACUUAGUCCAGGGAGUCAAACAAUGGCGAUUGACAUUAAAGCAAUGGAUCAAAUGUAGAAAACGCACAAACGAAGCAGGAAAGGAACAAAACCGGAAACC
Messenger RNA from Aspergillus campestris IBT 28561, 1075 nucleotides. RefSeq lists its product as uncharacterized. NCBI's taxonomy places the organism in Eukaryota, Fungi, Ascomycota, Eurotiomycetes, Eurotiales, Aspergillaceae. The transcript is spliced from 3 exons. The record is from RefSeq and is a predicted model, not a curated record. Bases 480 to 884 code for a protein of 134 amino acids.